Molecule: messenger RNA, 769 nt
Organism: Vanrija pseudolonga
Lineage: Eukaryota; Fungi; Basidiomycota; Tremellomycetes; Trichosporonales; Trichosporonaceae
Gene: bud20
Product: Zinc finger protein bud20
Exons: 2
Coding region: 66-518 (150 amino acids)
Molecular function (GO): zinc ion binding; nucleic acid binding
Source: RefSeq, a predicted model, not a curated record
CAGCGAUCUCCAACUCUUGUCGCUCGUGUUGUCCCACCAACCUCGCUCAAUCCCAGUGCUUCGACAUGGGCCGCCUCCGCCGCUCCCGUACCCACCACGCACGCCGCGACGUGCACCGCGCCGCACGCACGCGCGACCGCACAAAGGACCUCGACCAGGUGCAGGACGACCUGCUGUACCACAAGAAGAAGCUGCAGGUGCAGCCUAUCGACGAGGAGAAGCCGGGUCUGGGGCAAUACUACUGCAUCGAAUGCGCAAAGUACUACGAAUCCGAGCGCGCCCUCGCCACGCACACCAAGAGCAAGGUGCACAAGCGCCGCCUCAAGGAGCUCAAGGAGGGCGCGUAUACGUCGCAGGAGGCCGAGCGCGUGUCGGGCAAGACGGCGCCGGAUAACCGCCAGCGCGGGGUCGAGGAGGUUGUCAGCAGGUUUGGGGGCAGCGUCGACGUGAGCGGCGUCAAGGUCGUCCAGGCGCCCGUUAAUGGCGUCGAGGUCGACCGCGCGCCGCUCGACCUCUGAGCGGCGGCGUCGCCUGUCGCAUGCCUGCAUGCUGGCUUGACUACAAGCAAGAUGACGGCCGAUAGCACCGCACCCACACACCACACACAACGCAACACACAACACAACACAAAACGGCACCGCUACGCUACACCGCACCGCACCCUGCCUCGCCGACCACUCCGUCUCACACGACCGACACUCGCACCUAGGCUGCCCUCAGCCCCCCCGCCUCUUCAUGUAACACACUAUGUAACUGGGUUUGAUAGAGC